Messenger RNA from Oldenlandia corymbosa var. corymbosa, 2257 nucleotides. NCBI's taxonomy places the organism in Eukaryota, Viridiplantae, Streptophyta, Magnoliopsida, Gentianales, Rubiaceae. The record is from the annotation of a GenBank genome assembly.
AACAAAGAGAAAUGAUGAUUUUGACUGAUUGACUGACUUCAAAACAAACUCUACUUUACUACAAUAGUUGUAUCUGGACUACACAGAUUUAGUGGAGUAGAAACACUAGCACUUGCCUAGUGGACCAAACCAUAAGUCAUCUAUUCUUAUUUUUUCACCGACAGAUUCCCACUCACCUUGCAAAUUGAUUCCUAACCCACUAAGAAAGCCACACUCUCUACCUGACUGUAAAUGUACUAGAGCCUAUAUUGAGGGAAGUUAUUAAGGGAAUGAAGAAAAUGGCACUUCUUUUUCAUUUUUUCAUUUUCCUCCUCCUCCAACAAUUAUCACCCGGGAGUGCAAAUCCAGAAGGAGAUGCUCUGUAUGCGUUAAGGAGUGGCCUGAAUGACCCGGAUAACGUGUUGCAGAGCUGGGAUCCGACCCUUGUAGAUCCUUGUACUUGGUUUCAUGUCACCUGCGAUGUUGAUGGCCACGUCACCAGGCUUGAUCUUGGAAAUGCAAACCUGUCUGGGAAUCUGGUUCCUGAAUUGGGAAAGCUGGAGAGGCUUCAAUAUCUGGAACUGUACAUGAACAACUUGGGAGGAAGAAUCCCUGCUGAAUUGGGAGGACUCAAGAGUCUUGUAAGCCUGGAUCUUUACCACAAUAAUCUCACCGGCUCCAUCCCACCUUCCUUAUCCAAACUCUCCAAUCUCAGAUUCCUGCGACUCAACGAUAACAAACUGACUGGAAGAAUACCAAGAGAACUCACCAAGCUUGCAAACCUUAAGAUGCUGUAAGUACUAAUACUAAUAAAUAUACACUAUAUAUAUACUUCUACUAUUGUCUAUUGCCAUCCUUGUAUCCUUAUAAGUUUCAGUCUCUUAGCUCAUUCAACUCUGCUUUAUCAAUUAUUAUUAUUCCAGUGAUGUAUCUAACAACAAUCUGUGCGGUACAAUCCCCACCGGCGGCUCUUUCUCUAAAUUCACUGAGGAAAGGUGAUGAUUCUAUUUUUUAUGAGUCUUCCAAACAGACACAGUAUAUUUACGCAAAUGAAUGUUUUUUACGGUUCAGAAGAGAAGAGUUCUUUUUUUUUUUUUUUUUUUUGGGUACACUUUCUGAUGAUGUGAAGUUAUUAUACUGCAGUUUCAAGAAUAACUCAAGGUUGGAAGGUCCUGAGCUGAUGGGUUCUGUGAGAUAUGAUGUAGGAAGUCGCCGUUGAUGCGGCUGCAAUUGCUGAUGAUAGAAAUCAUCCCUCCAUUUGGACUAGAGGAUGGUCUUUUCUAUUGCUUCACUUCAACUCUGUCUCUAUGUACUUGGUGUUUUCCAGCAACUGAAAUAGUAAAUGAGAAUUGAGUUGGAAACUAUAGCUCCAAAAGUCAUGCUCUCAUUUCAGGGCCAUUUUUAUUUUUUACUGAUAGUUACUGCAUUAUCAAAGAAUAUAUAACCGAUCCCCGCCCAUGUGAAUGGAGCAAAAUUAUUUGGUCAGUCUCCUACCGUUUAGUGCGCUGCGCCGAUCAUAGGGACGGAGGAGCGGAGCUUCUCAAACCAUGGUAGAAAAACGUGAGAAACUCAAAUAGUUGGAGUGUUUAACAGCUUAUAAAUAGCUAACACGAAGAAAAAGCUCCUUCGGGGAACAAAAAGACAAUAGAAGUAUAGUUACAUAAUUCCAUAGAGAUCAAGCAACCUGGCAAAACAUAUUGUGGCUAUCGGCUUUCUGAUGUUUCUUCCGAAGCCAAAGAACGUUUUCCUCGUGCAACCACAAACUAUACAGCUUUACCUGGAAAGCAAAUAACAUGCACAAAAAAACUGUAGUGGACACGUUGUCCAUUCCCAGACAUCAUCUCGAAAACGGUAUCCAUUCCCUCCAUCAACGAAUUCCAAAUGCGUUACUGAGCUCACAUUAUUCUCGCCAUUGCCCUGAUUCUUUUUUCCUGUGGAGAUACAUCAAAGCGAUGGAACUCCGCAUAAAUUUCUAACAUCAAAGUGCUCUCAGGAAACAACAACCCAUUUGGUCCGAACCAAAUUCUCACCUUCCUAUGCUUCUGUCCAUUCAUCAUAACAGUCUUCCGAAUUGUGCCCUUUGAAUAUUUCAUAUGCUUCUUUAGAGGACAAUUUUUUUUGGAGAGGAAACUCGAAUUUGAGUCUGUAAAGUUUGUAUUGGAAAUCCAUCAUCAAAAGAAAAGGGAAAAAAAAAGAAAAAGAAGAGAAGAAUAGAAAUAGUUGAGAAGUACCUCGGACUUGAAAAAAAAGAGAAGAAUCCACUCAUUUAUCUUUGACC